Monascus purpureus is the source of this 3263-nucleotide messenger RNA. The record is from the annotation of a GenBank genome assembly. Lineage: Eukaryota; Fungi; Ascomycota; Eurotiomycetes; Eurotiales; Aspergillaceae.
UGCUCACGAUUUCCAAAACUAUGCGGUCACACUGGGAAUUACGAGAUUCGGACAAUCCCACAUUUGACUCAGAUGAUGAUGACGAUGAUGACUUGGAGCUCAGGAGCGUGUUGGAUCGACCUCGCUCUACUCUCUCCGGUAGAGGUCCAGUCAGAGAUGUGGCCCAUAGAUCCCCAAGGCCACCAGUCAAGCCCGAGACAGCAUCCACGCCUUUAAGACCUAAUACACCCGUGAUGAUCUCGUCCGAUGAAAGCGACAGCGAUGAUGAGGAUUUCGGCGAUGCAGAGGCUGCCUAUAACGAAUUCAAGAACAGAAAUCUCGAGCGAAAAAGAAAGCGAAAUACUGCUAGCGCUCGCAAGCCAAGGGUGUCACAGGUGGACUCAUUCGUCGGUCUCUGCCACAAGGAAGACGUGUUGUCACGGAAGAGACAGCGGUUGAGAGGCUAUGGAGAAGACGUAUCUUCCGAUGAUGACGGAAUGGAGUACACACUACCUGAUUACUUGCAGAGACGUCGGGUCCAGUUUGACAGGAGAGCGGAGCUUCUGAAGGAGUCCGGAUUGAACCUACCACCCAACUACGACGAUGUGGAAUUCUCCGACGAUGAACGCCUGGAGUUCUUAGCAGAAAAACCCAUAUUCAGUAAUAUCAAUCCCUGUCAGGAAUACAAGGAUAUUACCCUUCCUUACUCUCUUGGUCUCAUCCCAGCGCCCAUUGCUCAGUGGUUGCGCCAAUAUCAGGUUGACGGAGCCGCUUUCUUGCACGAACUUUUCGUUUAUCAAAAGGGCGGGAUUCUAGGCGAUGACAUGGGUCUAGGGAAGACGGUACAGGUGAUCGCAUUUCUAACCGCUGCGUAUGGGAAGACGGGCGAUGAACGAGAUGCUAAAAGGAUGCGCAAGAUGCGAAGGUCUAACCAAAACAAGUGGUACCCUAGGACGCUGAUUGUCUGUCCUGGGACAUUGAUUCGGAACUGGCAGUCAGAACUCGCGCGUUGGGGCUGGUGGCAAGUCGAAGUCUACCACGGACCGAACAAAGACCAAGCAUUGCUCGCAGCGAAGUCUGGGAGGGUUGAGAUUCUCAUUACAACCUACACCACAUACCGCAAUCAUAGGAGUUCUGUCAACAUGGUAGAAUGGGACUGCGUCAUCGCAGAUGAGUGCCAUGUUAUUAAAGAACGAAAAUCUGAAACCACCAAGGCAAUGAAUGAAGUCAAUGCUCUCUGCAGGAUUGGACUGACGGGUACCGCGAUCCAGAAUAAGUACGAAGAGCUAUGGACGCUUUUGAACUGGACAAAUCCCGGAAAACUGGGCCCGGUGACGACGUGGAAGAGAAUGAUAUCCCAACCACUGAAGAUAGGCCAGUCGCACGAUGCUACGCUUCACCAACUCAGCAAAGCUCGCAAGACGGCUAAGAUGCUAGUUGAGAAUCUCCUGCCUCGAUUUUUCCUCCGACGGAUGAAGUCAUUGAUAGCAGAUCAGCUUCCCAAGAAGAGUGAUCGGGUAAUUUUCUGUCCACUGACCGAGACUCAGGCGGACGCCUAUGAGAAUUUUCUGGACAGUGAGAUGGUCGAUUACAUCAGACACUCUUCCGAUGUUUGUAGCUGCAAUUCAGGGAAGAAAGCGGGCUGGUGCUGCCGACAAUACUUGCCGUCAGGGGGCAGAUGGCAAAGCUAUGUAUUUCCUGCAAUAGCAAACCUCCAGAAGCUCAGCAACCACCUUGCAAUUUUGAUCCCACAGGGAUCAGAUCCAAAGGAGAAACAGGACAAGGACCUUGAGAUGUUGGAGAUUGCGGUGCCAGCCCAAUGGCAGCAACUCUAUCGUACCCGAGACUCAAUCGUCAACUAUGCGAACCCCGAGUUCUGUGGGAAGUGGAAGGUACUCAGGAAGCUGCUCAAAUGGUGGCACGCGAAUGGAGACAAAGUCUUGGUCUUCUCACACAGCGUGCGUCUUUUGAAAAUGCUACAGAUGUUGUUUCAUCACACAAGCUACAACGUUAGUUAUCUGGACGGUUCGAUGAACUACGACGAACGAGCAAAGGUUGUAGAUGAUUACAACUCCGACCCUCAACAGUUUGUCUUUCUCAUAUCCACGAGAGCUGGUGGCAUCGGCUUGAAUAUCACGUCGGCAAACAAAGUCGUCGUGGUAGAUCCCAACUGGAAUCCGUCGCAUGAUCUGCAGGCCCAGGAUCGAGCCUAUCGCAUUGGCCAAUGCAGGGAUGUUGAGGUAUUCCGGCUCAUCUCUGCAGGUACGAUCGAGGAGAUCGUGUAUGCACGGCAAAUCUACAAGCAGCAGCAAGCUAACAUUGGAUACAACGCGAGUUCGGAACGGAGAUAUUUCAAGGGCGUGCAGGAGAAAAAGGAUCAAAAGGGGGAGAUUUUCGGCUUGACGAACCUCUUUGAAUAUCAAAACAACAACGUCGUCUUGCGAGAUAUUGUCAACAAGACCAAUGUCGCCGAGAGCAAGGCCGGAGUCCAGGUCAUGGACAUAGAUGUGGAAGCCAGUCAAGAAGACGACGAUACUGUAACCCUGGCUCGAAGCGGAUCCGUCAGUAGCAAUGGUGAAGGUAAUGAAGAUGCCAUGAGCCAGCUAGCGGCCGCGAUCUGUGGGGAUGCCGACAAUAAAGACUCACUCCAAAACCUAACCGCGGAAGUGACACCCAAAAGACACGAUCCUAUCCAGGCCAUCCUAGCCGGUGCUGGAGUCGAAUACACUCAUCUGAACAAUGAAGUGAUUGGCUCAUCAAAGGUCGAAGAAAGACUGAGCCGGCGGGCUGAACUGGCCGAUUCACAGAUUGAUGACGUCCAGGUCUUCCUCGACUCCCAAGACCAAGCGGGGCUAUCUCCGGGAAUCACAAAUAGUAGUGGUGGGUCCAAGUUCAAGAAAAACGGUAAGCCCAUUUACUUCAAAUAUCAUCCGCCGGCGGAUGUGAUGAAACGGCAAUUCUGUAGCAUGGCCAGACGCUACGGGUUUCCGAAUGCCACCGAAUUCGCGCUUGUUGUCGAGGGCAUGACACAGGCUCAGAGACGAGCCUGUCUUGAGCGCUGGUAUAAAGAGAGACGAGAGCUUCUUCUGAAAUGAGGAUCCAUGUUAACAUUAUAUACGAUCAGGGUUGGUUUAGUGAUGGAGCGGUCGCAGAUUUAGGAUGUUUUGGCAGGUUUGGAUAACAGGUUUUACUACGCGAUACCAAUGGGGCGGAGUACGGAGUACGGGAAACGGACGAAUUGGGCGUGCUACUUCAUUAUAUCAAUAAGAACUGGAGUAUAAUCU